This is a messenger RNA of Magallana angulata, 1769 nucleotides long. RefSeq names its product fibrinogen C domain-containing protein 1-like. The transcript is spliced from 5 exons. NCBI's taxonomy places the organism in Eukaryota, Metazoa, Mollusca, Bivalvia, Ostreida, Ostreidae. The record is from RefSeq and is a predicted model, not a curated record. The coding region runs from base 1 to 720 and encodes 239 amino acids.
AUGAUCACAGUCUGGAUUUCUGUCAGUGCAAUUGUAGUUUUAUUUGCAGGUCUUGAUACUGGUUUAUCUGCAAAGAAUUCUAAACGUUGGCAACGUCCUAUUGAUUGCCAAGAUGUUCUCUGGGCGGGCCAUAAUACGAGCGAUGUCUACAUGAUUUAUCCCAAAGGAACAGGGGGAUUCAAGGUGUACUGUGACAUGACCACGGCUGGGGGUGGAUGGACGGUUCUUCAAAAAAGGAAAAAUGGGAACGUCAACUUUAACAGAUAUUGGAAAGACUAUCAAUAUGGAUUUGGAAUUAUCAGAGGAGAAUACUGGAUUGGAAACCAGAGAAUUCAUCAGCUGACCUCUCAAGGUUGGUAUGAGCUGAGAGUUGACAUGUCAGACUUCAAACCGCAAAGACGAUACGCAUUCUACCGAAUUUUUUCUGUUGGAAAUAAAGCCUCAGGAUACCGAUUAACGGUUGGAGAAUACGAAGGAAACGCAGGCGAUUCAUUAAAAUACCACAAUGGGGGUUCAUUUCACACAAAAGAUCGAGACAUAAAUGGAUGUUCGAAUGCAUAUAAAGGUGGAUGGUGGUAUAAACACUGUCACCAUUCAAAUCUCAAUGGGCUUUACCUGAAAGGCAGUCACUCUUCAUAUGCUGAUGGCGUGAACUGGUAUCAUUGGCAUGAUUUUCAUUACUCGCUUAGAACUACAGAAAUGAAAAUCAGAAGACAAUAGAUAUGAUUUGUUGUAUGAGCUGGUUAUGGUUCCGGAUUUCAUGAAGAAUAUAUGCUUUGCGAAGAAAAGCAAUGUGUCUUUAACAUUAAAAAAACUCAAUGUUUUCUGCUCUCAUACUCAUAGGUUCCAAACAAAGAUUACGUUUUGUCUGUUUUACAUCUUAUAUAUGGCAUUUUUGAUAUAUUUUAGCCAGUUCGGUGUAUUUAAGCAUAUAUAAAAGAUAGAGUUGCACUAAGAGCUGAAAAUGACAAACUACUUUUGGUCUUUUCUGUAUUGUAAUAAAAAAAACAUACGUCUUAAUUUCUUACUUCUCAUAUAUAUCCACAUUUGGAUUUUUCAGGAAAUGCAAAAAAAAAUUCAAAAAAAUUUGCAGGCGUCACGCUGAUCCCUGAUACAUUAUCUACCAAAUUGAAUUACUAGUAUGUGAUUUUGUUUUAACAUAUGCUUAUAAUAAAUUCUAUACUUCAAGUUCUCCUGUACCCAAUAUUGAUAUUCGUUUUUAGAAAUUGAUAGUUAUUUUUCGGAAAAAACAAACGUUACGCAACUUUCAUCAUUGUCAAUAACUUUAGCAAGGGGUGCACAUUGCUCAGAGGUGAUAAAAAAAAACUAGCAUACAGAUUUUUAUAGACAAUUUUUCCAGUGGUCAUGUAUUGUUAGAUUGCAAAUUGAUAGUUUAAAGCUAGUCUUUCCAUGAUUGAGUCCAUUUAGUGCCGAGUAAAGAACUAUUUUAUAGGUUUUGUUCGUUGAGAAUUUCGGUUACGUGACUUUUAAGUACAAAGAUUUAAAUACAUGAUUUAUUUAUAUGGAAUGUAAAUGAGGCUAGAUGGUCAACAAUUAUGCACCAUGUCUGCUUUACAACUUUACACAUACUAUUUUUAGCAAUAUUGUUCAUUUUGGAAAAGAUUAAUUUUAGAAAUGUCAAUUUUACUCGGUUAACUUGGUUGAUUAUCGGAGGGUUUAGUCGAGCGAUAGUCGAAUACUCGAUGAUUUAUUUCAUACUGUGUGUCCUUUUCAAAUCAAAUAAUGCUACUGCCACAUACAUCCUAAUA